AUGAGCGGCGUCCAGCUACCCCCGGCUACCCACCGCCAGCGUGCCCUCCCGCAAGGCGAGCUCGAAGCCGCCUCAACACUCAAGCUCGGCGCGGACCAAAACACGCAUACACUAUCGUUAUCAGAAGCCAGUCUCGUUAUCGACAAGGUUCUUGAGAACAAACGAAGAGGGGGGAAGAAAUACGAGGAGCCUGAGAACCUUUUAAAGACCCUGGAAUACCUUGGGCUUUUUGCGCGCUUCAAGGAUGAGGAGAACAUCAAGGCCGUUGAGCGGCUGUUGAACUCGCAUACGGAGUUGGAGAUGUUCGAGAGGUCGCAGCUCGGAAGUCUAUGCUGCGACAACGCCGAGGAAGCGAAGUCGCUUAUCCCCAGUCUGCAGAACAAGAUCUCUGAUGGUGAUUUGCAGGAGCUGUUGGAUGAGUUGACGAAGCUGCGAAACUUCACCGAGUAG
Messenger RNA from Aspergillus mulundensis, 450 nucleotides. RefSeq names its product DNA-directed RNA polymerase II subunit RPB4. The transcript is spliced from 3 exons. The record is from RefSeq and is a predicted model, not a curated record. Gene Ontology annotation, biological process: nuclear-transcribed mRNA catabolic process, deadenylation-dependent decay; transcription initiation at RNA polymerase II promoter; positive regulation of translational initiation. The coding region runs from base 1 to 450 and encodes 149 amino acids. Gene Ontology annotation, cellular component: RNA polymerase II, core complex; P-body. Gene Ontology annotation, molecular function: translation initiation factor binding; nucleotide binding. Lineage: Eukaryota; Fungi; Ascomycota; Eurotiomycetes; Eurotiales; Aspergillaceae.